This is a messenger RNA of Myotis lucifugus (little brown bat), 988 nucleotides long. Its product is annotated as granzyme H-like. Gene Ontology annotation, cellular component: cytoplasm; intracellular membrane-bounded organelle. Gene Ontology annotation, biological process: proteolysis. Lineage: Eukaryota; Metazoa; Chordata; Mammalia; Chiroptera; Vespertilionidae. Gene Ontology annotation, molecular function: serine-type endopeptidase activity. The transcript is spliced from 6 exons. The record is from RefSeq and is a predicted model, not a curated record.
GCACCAGCAACUCUGACCUGGGCAGCUUCCUGAGGAGAUGCAGCCACUUCUGCUCCUUAUGGCCUUUCUUCUGGCUCCCAAGGCGCAGGCAGGGAAAAUCAUCGGGGGUCAUGAGGUCAAGCCUCACUCUCGUCCCUACAUGGCAUUUCUUCAGAUCGGUACUGCAGGCAGAAAAAGAUGUGGGGGUUUCCUUGUGCGUGAGGACUUUGUGCUGACAGCAGCCCACUGCUAGGGAAGAUCCAUCACAGUCAUCCUGGGCGCCCACAACAUCAGCAAGCACGAGAGGACCCAGCAGGUCAUCCCAGUGAAAACCGCCAUCCGCCACCCAAACUAUCACCCCAAAGUCAAUGACAUCAUGUUGCUGCAGCUGCAAAGGAAGGCCAACCUGACUGCCGCCGUGAGCCUCCUCAGGCUGCCCAGGAGGGGAGAGCAGGUGAAGCCAGGGAUGGUGUGCAGAGUGGCUGGCUGCAGGCAACUCUACCUGAGCACCAGCACAGCCACACUGCAUGAGGUAGAGCUGGAAAUCCAACCAGAUGAGCAGUGCAUCUCUUGCUACAGAUGCCGUUACAACAGAGCCACAGAGAUCUGUGUGGGAGACCCAGAAAUGAAUCAGUCUACUUAUAAGGUGAGAUCUCCAGCAUCAUCCAUGCCCAGCCAAAACCGGUUUGCUCAGUGGAUAGAGCAUUGGGCUGUAUCUCCUGUGACUCUACCCCCACCCCCACUCCCAGACCCCACUCUGCUCUCAGUGCACGUCAGGCAGUGUCACCUGGGGGCCCACACCAUCAAGGAGCAGGGGAAGACCCAGCAGGUCAUCCUGGUGAAAAGAGCCAUCCUGCACCCAAACUAUAAUCCUAAGAGCUUCUCCAAAGACAUCAUGUUACUGCAGGCCCAGGGAACUUUCUCCUGUGGAGAAAAGAAACCUCCAGGAGUCUUCAUGAACGACUCAUACUUCCUCCCCUCGAUACAGAGAACAAUGAAGAGCCUCUAA